Messenger RNA from Macroventuria anomochaeta, 1953 nucleotides. Its product is annotated as MFS quinate transporter-like protein QutD. The record is from RefSeq and is a predicted model, not a curated record. Gene Ontology annotation, biological process: transmembrane transport; carbohydrate transport. Lineage: Eukaryota; Fungi; Ascomycota; Dothideomycetes; Pleosporales; Didymellaceae. The coding region runs from base 361 to 1953 and encodes 530 amino acids. Gene Ontology annotation, molecular function: carbohydrate:proton symporter activity. The transcript has 3 exons. Gene Ontology annotation, cellular component: membrane.
GCUCCACAUCGUCGUCACUUCAUCUUAGAGAUUCGCCGCAGUGGUUGGACGCUCCACGCACAUGGGGAAUCGAGCUUCACCGGGAUUGCAGAUGCAUCCGCACGUCUCCGCGUGGAGAACUCCACACAGAAAGAAUGUUCACCCUGAUGCUGUGUUCCGGGUAGGAAAGCACCGUGGGGAGGGAUGGAGUCUCCAAGAAGUUCAACAAUUUGGAUGGAGCAAUGUGGAGCCCCGUAAAAGUCGGUGCGCGACCUUCGGACUCACAACAAGUACUUUGUCUUCACCAUCUUUGCCUCUCUUUGUAUCUGUUUACAUCCUCUGUUACUCCCCUAUCUUCGUUGCUGGACGGACGUUGUCAAGAUGGGUAUCCUCGCUAAGGUCGAAGACCGGCCCACGCCGAAGAGCGUUUACAAUUGGCGCGUGUAUGUGUCGGCGAUGAUAGCGUCCUUUGCAUCUUGCAUGAUUGGAUACACGACCUCCUUCAUCGGCACAACAGUAUCGCUGGAGUCCUUCCAGGAUGAGUUCGGUCUCUCGACGAUGGGCGCCUCGCAGAGGAGCUUGAUCCAGGCGAAUGUCGUAUCGUUGUUCCAGGCUGGAGCUUUUUUCGGAUCCAUCUUCUCGUACAGCACGGCCUAUUACUUCGGUCGACGGAUCACGCUUUGGACUUUCGUCACCAUGUUCAUCAUCGGUGUUUGCGUCACGUUUGCUGCGAUCGGUGGACAUCUAGGUCCCAUGUAUGCUGGAAGGUUCAUCUCUGGGUUCGGUGUUGGUGGCUGUACUAUGAUCGUUCCCAUCUUCAUCUCAGAGAUCGCGCCUCCUGCUAUCCGUGGUCGCCUUGUCGGUACCUACGAACUUGGCUGGCAGAUUGGUGGUCUAGUUGGUUUCUGGAUCAACUUCGGCAUGACACAAAGCGUCGCCUAUGGACGGAACCAAUGGCUCAUUCCGUUCGCUGUCCAACUCAUUCCGGCUGGCAUGGUCCUCAUCGGCAGCCUUUUGUUUCUUAGGGAGACGCCUCGUUGGCUAUGGACCAAGGGCCGACGCGAGAAGGGCAUUGCCAACUUGUGCUGGUAUAGGCAAUUGGAUCCUGAGGACGCUUACAUCAUCGAGGAGAUCGAGAUGAUGGACCUUCAAAUCAAUGACCUGCCUACCGGUUUCAUUAAGCCCAUUCGUCUUGCCUUGUCGAGCAGCCCCGUUCUAUGGCGCUUGUUCCUGGGUCACAUGCUCUUUCUCCUCCAGAAUUUCUCGGGUAUCAAUGCUAUCAAUUACUACUCUCCCACCAUCUUCCGCACCAUGGGCGUCACCAACACCGAGACAGUCGACUUGAUGACCGGCCUCUUCGGCGUCGUGAAGUGCAUCAUGACCAUCCUCUGGCUCACAGUCCUGAUCGACAAGCUCGGCCGUCGCACUCUCUUCCUCGCUGGCGGUGCCUUCGGAGCAGCCUGCAUGAUCAUCAUUGGGGCUCUUAUUGUCACCGAGCCGGCCGCGGCAGAAGGUGCUGGACUGUCUGGACAGGGUAUUGCGACCAUCUUUAUGAUCUAUCUCUGGACAUGCAUCUAUAUCACCUCCUGGAAUGGCACGCCCUGGGUCGUCAACGCGGAGAUGUUCAACCAAGCCACUCGCAACGUUGGUCAGGUCGGCGCAUCGAUGGCCAAUUGGCUAUGGACCUUCGUCAUAGCGCGCAUCACACCCAACAUGGUUGCAGGUAUGGGUAAGAACGGGUUUGGAAUGUACUUCUUCUUUGGGUCGGUGAGCGCUUGCGCUGUGGUGUUUGUUUGGUUCUUGGUGCCUGAGACCAAGAGUGUGCCACUUGACCAGAUGGACAGGCUGUUUGAGAUCAAACCUGUCAGGAAUGCGCAGCCGAAGCUUAUGGAUGAGUUGGCGCAGAACAAUGCAGACUUUGCGAAGUUAGACAGGAAGGAUGAGGAGGUUCCUGAGCAGGUUGAGAGGCGCUGA